GCUGCUGUGCAGGGGGUGGGGGGGAGAGGGCAGUGCCCAGCCCUGUGGCGCCGGGGCCAGGUCCGCCCUCCGCGGGGGCCGCCCGGCUGCCCCGCCCCGGGGGGGACGUUGCUCCAGCGUCUGGCGAGCCUGGCUGCGGGGCAGCGCCAGGCUGACCGCGAUAGGGACUGCUGGCCAGGGGAGGCGAUAGUCCCUCUGGAGACUGUUGCUCUGGGUGCGAUGCCAGGUUUUACUCUAAGUUUUGACCCAAAGAUAGAUAUCUUGAAAAGAAGAGCACCCAGGAAGCUUUUUGCAGGAAGCUAAGAAGGUGCAAUACGGGAGAUGCAGCAGGGAGCCUUUGGCAGGUGGUGGUGGUGACGCACAGAAGUUACUUUGCCUUCGGAAAGAAAAAGCCUUGUCUGCCGCUUAUGUAGGUGUGUGUUUGUGAUCUCCCUUCUACCCCAAGAAGUUGCCUGGGUCGCGCAGCAGCGGGGAAGCGGCAGCUGCUCGUCCUGGGCGGCAGCAGCAGCAGCAGUAGCAGCAGCAGCAGCAGAUUAUGGUGGCAGCGCAGCGGUAAGAGUGGCGGCAGCAGACCUGAUCCGCGAAUGCGUUUUCCAUUCAAGCUCGUCGCUGGAAAGUGCCACCUGAAGCUUCGGCAGCUGGGCAGGGACCGCUAACGUUUCAGAAGGGAAAACCCUGAGGAGGGAAGGAGUUACGGGAAGGAGGGGCAGCGCUGGGUUUUGUGUGUGCUUGUGGGGAGAGGGGAUUGGUUAUCAUGGCGGAUCGGACAGCUCCUAGAUGCCAGCUCCGUCUGGAGUGGGUUUACGGGUACAGGGGUCACCAGUGCCGCAACAACCUGUACUACACGGCGGGCAAAGAGGUGGUUUACUUCGUGGCUGGAGUCGGCGUGGUUUAUAACACCAGAGAGCACAGCCAGAAAUUCUUCCUCGGGCACAACGAUGACAUUAUCAGCCUUGCAGUUCACCCGGAUAAAACUUUAGUAGCUACAGGGCAGGUUGGAAAAGACCCUUACAUUUGCAUCUGGGAUUCCUACCGUGUACAGACUGUGUCUGUUCUUAAGGAUGCACAUACACAUGGAGUUGCCUGCUUAGCUUUUGAUUCAGAUGGCCAGCGUUUAGCUUCAGUGGGACUGGAUGCCAAAAAUACAGUGUGUAUUUGGGACUGGAAGAGAGGAAAACUACUGGCAACAGCUACAGGCCAUUCAGACAGGAUAUUUGAUAUUUCCUGGGAUCAAUAUCAACCAAAUAGAAUCGUCAGCUGUGGAGUAAAACACAUAAAGUUUUGGACAUUGUGUGGAAAUGCACUGACAGCAAAGAGAGGUAUAUUUGGUAAAACAGGAGAUCUCCAAACUAUCCUUUGUUUAGCAUGUGCAAAAGAAGAUAUCACGUACUCUGGUGCUUUAAAUGGAGAUAUCUAUGUUUGGAAAGGGCUAAACUUAGUCCGCACAAUUCAAGGAGCACAUAGCGCUGGAAUUUUUAGUAUGUAUGCUUGUGAGGAAGGUUUUGCCACUGGAGGGAGAGAUGGUUGCAUUCGGUUAUGGGACACUGAUUUCAAACCAAUUACUAAAAUUGAUCUCAGGGAGACUGAACAAGGAUACAAAGGUUUGUCCAUCCGAAGUGUCUGUUGGAAAGCAGACAGACUUUUAGCAGGGACACAGGACAGUGAAAUAUUUGAGGUGCUAGUAAGAGAGAGAGAUAAACCCAUGCUGAUUAUGCAGGGUCAUUGUGAAGGGGAGCUCUGGGCCCUGGCGGUCCAUCCAAAGAAGCCUUUAGCAGUCACAGGCAGUGACGAUCGAUCUGUACGAUUAUGGAGUCUUGCUGACCAUGCCUUGAUAGCUCGUUGUAAUAUGGAAGAAGCGGUGCGGAGUGUGUCUUUCAGUCCUGAUGGAUCACAGUUAGCACUUGGAAUGAAGGAUGGCUCCUUCAUUGUUCUUCGAGUAAGAGACAUGACAGAGGUAGUUCAUAUUAAAGACCGAAAAGAAGUAAUCCAUGAAAUGAAAUUUUCACCAGAUGGCUCUUACCUUGCUGUGGGUUCUAAUGAUGGCCCAGUGGAUAUCUAUGCGGUUGCUCAGCGAUACAAAAAAAUAGGAGAAUGCAACAAAUCUUCUAGUUUUAUAACUCAUAUUGACUGGUCUGUGGAUAGUAAAUUCUUGCAAACCAAUGAUGGUGCAGGAGAGAGACUGUUCUACAAGAUGCCGUCUGGGAAGCAUCUAACUAGCAAAGAUGAGAUCAAAGGAAUUCACUGGGCCUCAUGGACCUGUGUGAUAGGAUCUGAAGUGAAUGGAAUUUGGCCAAAAUACACAAACGUUACAGAUGUCAACUCUGUGGAUGGAAAUUACAACAGCUCAGUGCUAGUGACUGGAGAUGAUUUUGGUCUGGUUAAAUUACUCAGAUUUCCAUGCCUAAAGAAAGGAGCUAAAUUUAGAAAAUACGUUGGCCAUUCAGCUCAUGUAACCAAUGUACGUUGGUCCCAUGAUUUUCAGUGGGUUUUAAGUACAGGAGGUGCUGAUCACUCCGUUUUUCAGUGGCGAUUUAUUCCAGAAGGGAUAACAAAUGGCAUCCUUGAAACACCUCCACAAGAGGGUGGCUUUGAUUCCUACAGUGAAGAAUCAGAUUCAGAUUUAUCUGAUGUGCCAGAGUUAGAUUCUGACAUUGAGCAGGAAGCUCAAAUCAACUAUGAUCGCCAGGUUUACAAAGAAGACCUACCUCAGCUGAAACAGCAAAGUAAAGAGAAAAACCAUUCUGUGCCCUUCCUUAAAAGAGAGCGAGCGCCUGAGGACAGUUUAAAGUUGCAGUUUAUACAUGGUUAUAGAGGCUAUGAUUGUCGAAAUAACUUGUUCUACACGCAAGCUGGAGAAGUAGUGUAUCAUAUUGCUGCUGUAGCUGUUGUAUAUAAUAGGCAACAACACACUCAAAGGCUGUAUCUUGGUCACGAUGAUGACAUCCUCAGCCUAAGCAUUCACCCAGUGAAAGACUAUGUUGCUACUGGACAGGUUGGAAGAGAUGCUGCUAUCCAUGUUUGGGACACACAGACACUGAAAUGUUUAUCAUUGCUCAAAGGCCAGCAUCAAAGAGGAGUGUGUGCACUGGAUUUUUCAGCUGAUGGAAAAUGUUUGGCAUCUGUUGGGCUAGAUGAUAAUCAUGCCAUUGUGUUUUGGGAUUGGAAAAAAGGAGAAAAGCUAGCAACAACCAGGGGCCAUAAAGAUAAAAUAUUUGUAGUGAAGUGUAAUCCACAUCAUGUAGACAAGCUAGUCACGGUUGGGAUGAAGCACAUCAAAUUUUGGCAGCAAACAGGUGGAGGCUUUACAUCAAAACGAGGAACAUUUGGAACUACUGGAAAACUGGAAACUAUGAUGAGUGUUUCAUAUGGGCGAAUAGAAGAACUAGUUUUCUCUGGUGCUGCUACUGGAGACAUUUAUAUCUGGAAGGAUACUCUGUUGCUUAAGACAGUGAAAGCCCAUGAUGGACCUGUAUUUGCCAUGCAUGCAUUGGAUAAGGGUUUUGUAACUGGUGGAAAAGAUGGAAUUGUGGCACUUUGGGAUGACAUGUUUGAAAGAUGUCUGAAGACGUAUGCUAUUAAAAGAGCAGCACUAUCUGCUAGUUCUAAAGGUUUACUUUUAGAAGACAAUCCCUCUAUUCGAGCCAUCAGCCUAGGACAUGGGCAUAUACUAGUAGGAACUAAAAAUGGAGAGAUACUUGAAAUUGAUAAAAGUGGCCCUAUGACUCUACUUGUUCAGGGACACAUGGAAGGAGAAGUUUGGGGCUUGGCAGCUCAUCCUCUCUUACCUGUCUGUGCAACAGUGAGUGAUGAUAAAACACUACGAAUCUGGGAACUUUCGUCCCAGCACCGCAUGCUGGCAGUGAGGAAACUCAAAAAAGGUGGACGAUGCUGUGCCUUUUCUCCUGAUGGGAAAGCCUUGGCUGUAGGGUUGAAUGAUGGGAGUUUUCUGGUAGUAAAUGCUGACACUGUUGAAGACAUGGUCUCUUUUCACCACAGAAAGGAAAUGAUCUCAGAUAUAAAGUUUUCACGAGAAUCAGGAAAGUACCUGGCUGUGGCUUCCCAUGACAAUUUUGUAGAUAUUUACAAUGUACUUACCAGCAAAAGAGUUGGCAUUUGUAAAGGUGCAUCUAGCUAUAUCACACACAUUGACUGGGACUCAAGAGGAAAGUUAUUGCAAGUCAAUUCUGGUGCCAAAGAACAACUAUUUUUUGAAGCACCAAGGGGGAAAAGGCAUAUUAUAAGAAUUGCUGAGAUAGAGAAGAUUGAUUGGGACACCUGGACAUGUGUUCUUGGUCCUACUUGUGAAGGAAUUUGGCCCACGCACAGUGAUGUCACCGUUGUAAAUGCAGCUAGUCUUACAAAAGACGGAACACUAUUAGCUACAGGAGACGAUUUUGGUUUUGUGAAGCUUUUUUCAUAUCCAGUGAAGGGCCAACAUGCAAAAUUCAAGAAGUAUGUGGGUCAUAGCGCACAGGUAACCAAUGUUCGGUGGUUACACAAUGAUUCUGUGCUGCUGACUGUAGGUGGUGCUGAUACAGCUUUGAUGAUCUGGACCAGAGAAUUUUUGGGCAUUCAGGAGAGUAAGCUGGUUGAUAGUGAAGAAUCAGACACAGAUGCAGAAGAAGAUGGAGGUUAUGAUAGUGAUGUUGCAAGAGAAAAAGCAAUUGACUAUACCACUAAGAUCUAUGCAGUAAGCAUCCGGGAAAUGGAAGGGACAAAACCACAUCAACAGCUGAAGGAAGUUUCAGUAGAAGAGAGGCAGGGAAUUGUCAAGGGAUCAAGGCCACCAGUUAGCAGAGCUGCUCCUCAACCUGAAAAACUGCAAAAGAACAAUAUCAACAAAAAAAAGAAACUGGUUGAGGAGCUGGCUUUAGACCAUGUUUUUGGAUACAGAGGAUUUGAUUGUCGCAACAACCUCCAUUACCUAAAUGAUGGUGCUGAUAUUAUUUUCCACACAGCUGCAGCAGGCAUAGUUCAAAAUCUUUCUACUGGUAGUCAGAGUUUCUACCUGGAGCACACUGAUGACAUUCUCUGCCUAACUGUGAAUCAGCACCCAAAGUACAAAAAUAUUGUGGCUACCAGCCAGAUCGGUGAUAUGACAGAAUUUCCAGGUACAACUCCCACAAUUCAUAUAUGGGAUGCUAUGAGUAAGCAAACAAUUUCAAUGCUGCGUUGCUUCCACACCAAAGGGGUCAACUAUGUUAACUUCAGUGCAACGGGCAAACUUCUGGUUUCAGUGGGAGUUGAUCCAGAACAUACUAUCACAGUGUGGAGGUGGCAAGAAGGGACUAAAGUUGCUAGCAGGGGAGGACACCUGGAGAGGAUAUUCGUUGUAGAGUUCCGCCCAGAUUCAGACACUCAGUUUGUGUCUGUUGGGGUAAAACACAUGAAGUUCUGGACAUUAGCUGGCAGUGCUUUGCUUUAUAAGAAAGGAGUCAUUGGUUCCAUGGAAGAUGCCAAAAUGCAAACCAUGCUUUCUGUUGCCUUCGGAGCAAAUAACCUUACAUUUACUGGUGCCAUAAAUGGAGAUGUCUACGUCUGGAAGGAUCAUUUUCUGAUUAGACUUGUGGCAAAAGCUCACACAGGGCCAGUGUUCACAAUGUACACGACUCUUCGAGAUGGACUCAUUGUUACAGGAGGGAAGGAGAGACCCACUAAAGAAGGGGGAGCUGUAAAGCUAUGGGAUCAAGAGAUGAAAAGGUGCCGAGCAUUUCAGCUUGAGACAGGCCAGCUCAUUGAGUGCGUGCGCUCCGUCUGCAGAGGAAAAGGGAAAAUUUUAGUGGGAACAAAAGAUGGAGAAAUCCUUGAAGUAGGAGAAAAAAAUGCUGCUUCAAACUUGUUGAUUGAUUGUCACAUGGAAGGGGAAAUUUGGGGCUUAGCAACCCACCCCUCAAAAGACAUAUUUAUCUCUGCAAGUAACGAUGGAACAGCAAGAAUCUGGGACCUGUGUGACAAAAAACUGCUGAACAAAGUGAAUCUAGGUCAUCCAGCAAGAUGUGCCGCAUAUAGUCCUGAUGGUGAAAUGGUUGCAAUUGGCAUGAAGAAUGGAGAAUUUGUUAUUUUACUUGUAAACAGCCUUAAGGUCUGGGGCAAAAAGCGAGACAGGAAGUCUGCAAUUCAGGAUAUUAGGAUCAGCCCAGAUAACAGGUUUUUGGCAGUGGGUUCACAAGAACAUACUGUAGAUUUUUAUGAUCUCACUCAAGGUACAACCCUAAACCGAAUAGGCUACUGCAAAGACAUUGCAAGUUUUGUCAUACAGAUGGAUUUUUCUGCAGACAGCAGGUACAUUCAGGUAUCAACGGGUGCCUAUAAGCGUCAAGUUCACGAGGUACCACUAGGAAAGCAAAUAACAGAUCCUGCAUUAAUAGAAAAGAUCACAUGGGCCACAUGGACGAGCAUUCUUGGAGAUGAAGUCAUUGGAAUUUGGCCACGAAAUGCAGAUAAAGCAGAUGUCAAUUGUGCAUGUGUGACCCAUGCUGGGCUAAAUAUAGUCACAGGAGAUGACUUUGGUCUGGUGAAACUGUUUGAUUUCCCAUGCACAGAAAAAUUUGCCAAACACAAGCGGUAUUUUGGGCACUCUGCGCACGUCACCAACAUACGCUUUUCUCAUGAUGACAAGUACGUUAUAAGUACAGGAGGAGAUGACUGCAGUGUAUUUGUGUGGCGAUGUCUUUGAAAGGAGACUCUCUUGCUGCUGCUACUGCCGUGAACAAGUGACUGCUCUGGACUGGACAGCCAUGAAUGCCUCUACCCCUUCGGCUGCUGUAAUUUCCAUACAAUGCUGCAUGGAUUACACAUUUUCAGAUUUCUCAUACAAAUUUACCGAAUGUGAAUGUGAUCUUGCAUUUGAAAGACCAAUAUCCUUGAGAAGGAAGCUGAAGUUUGAAAGGGAAUCCUUUUGUAACCCGGGUAGGCCAAAGUGAUGAACAGUUCACUCACGGAGCUGCUUUUGCCUAAUAGUGUGUUAUUCAAACCAUGUCUGAAAAGGGAGCACAUUGAGAAAACGCUGAGCCCUUUAAUUUGUGCAAUUUAAAAAUUUAUGGAUUGAACAUUUGUUCAAGGAAGUUGGUGUUUUUACAACACCUGCUUAAAACUCAAAUUCGGUGCAGAGUAAAACUGCAAGCUUUUAAUGAGCAUGCUGGGGUUCACACUUCAGCUUUCAGUAAUCCAAGGAACAAAGUAUCAUUUUUUAAGUCCAUUUUGUUUUUAAAUAUAUAUGUAUAUUUGGCAAAAUUUUCUAUCCAUGAAGUGCCUUUGAAUAAUUUUCUAGUAGUAUGGGCUACAGUCUUGCCUCCCACCAAUUGCUUUCAACAUACGGUGCUAUAACUUUCACAGAGGAGGGCUAACCAUUAACACCUUUUCCAGCUGUGUACUUACUUACAUUAUCCCUGUUUUCUGCUUUGGUUUUUAAUACCUUCACAAGUGAAUUCCAAAAUGUUUCCAACAGCAAGAAGCUAUGCGCUGUUCUAAGGACAAAUUCCUGAUGGCAUUACACCUCUUGAUAAGCUGUUCACAAUUGGUUUGUGAUGGUAGCUUGACUGCAGCCAGAAUUUGAAGCUUAACUCAAACGGUGAGUAGAGGGGGAGAGACUUGGUUAAAGAAAUUUUAACAUGAUGAUUGAGGAAGUUGUUUCCCAAGUGUUCCUGCACUCUCCCUGCUUAUGGGAACAUGUGCUUUAUAGUUAACUACUUGCAGUGGCCAUCUAGUGUAGUUAAGAAGCGGUUUGAAGGCCUCCAAGAAUCGCUAUUUCCAAUUCCUCCCGUUCUGGAGGGGCUCCCUGAAGACAGCCAAAGGAACACCUGGUACAGCAGCAGCAGGGACUGCGUGUACCCUGCAGCAGGCAGCUAGUCCCACACUGCUUACAAGUAGACAUAAAUCACUCUGGUACCAGAAACAAUUUACCUAUCCUCAAAGAAAGCAUAAUCUUUGCUAAAUUUGGACUCCUCUCUCCAUCAUCACUUCUCCUGCACCCUGUGCAGCCCCCUCAUCAGCGAUUGGGCUGUGGGAUCGUGGGGCAGGAGGGGCAGCCAAGAUGAAAGGAGGGAGACUUGCCUCCACAAGGAAGUGGAGACCACAAGCAGAUGUCUACAGCAGGCCCAUAAAGCCCUUGACCGUUUGUUAACGAACUUUUUGUCAAAACCAAAAACUAGAGACAGUGGAAUUUGAGAAACAAAAGUUCAGCUUGUUCCAACAAAACUGUUUAGAAAGGAACACAAACUGUGGGCAAUGUCAAAACAAAAGAUUUUUGAGAUUUCUGGCAUGGAACAACAUCCAUAUUUUGAAAUUACCUUUCUUCUUUUAAAAAGACUGUUUGUUAAUUAAAAGAAAUAAAGGCCAACAUAAAACAUUUAGACUCACAUUUAGUCUUUGAAAAGAAACGUUAAAUAGUGCUUUAGUCCCAGUUCAGGAAAUUACAAUUCUGACCUGUGGAAGCUUCCUGCCAAUCCACUUCUGAUGCCCACUGCAUAAAAAGGGAGCUGUUGUUGGAUGCAACAACUAUCCAGUUAAAGGAGUGGAUCAACGUACAUUUAACACACAAAAGUGCUUCAGCAACCUCAAAGAAUCACCUUUUUUUAAAACUGAAUUUAUUAAUGCCUUAUAUUACUAUACAGAAGAUCAGUUUGUCAGAUACACAAUAAGAGUCCCUCUAUGCAGUCUUUUUUUUAAAGAAACCUUCUUGAUCAAAUAAUGUAAUGAUGUUAGGUGGUGACAUCAGUGAGUACCUUCUUUUCUGAUGUUGUAAUGUUUGCCUUCCUUUCACAUUGAUUGUAUCCCAAAUAAAAUCAGUCGUGUGGCAGAAUGAAUUAAUCAAUGGUGAUGUGAAAAAUAUCUUAAAGCAAUAGUGUCUGUCAGGAGAACACUUACAAGUUGUACGUUUAUAUGGUUUGGCUUUAUGUAUAAAAUGUUCAGAAGUAAUGCUGUAUUAUACUGUAAACUAAAAUAUUAGUGCAUGAAUUUAUUUUUCAAUGGUCAAGAUGCCAUUAAUUUAAAAUUUGUGUCUCAAAUAAAUUUGGGUACAAGUU
This is a messenger RNA of Aquila chrysaetos chrysaetos, 9023 nucleotides long. RefSeq names its product EMAP like 6 (gene EML6). NCBI's taxonomy places the organism in Eukaryota, Metazoa, Chordata, Aves, Accipitriformes, Accipitridae. The record is from RefSeq and is a predicted model, not a curated record. Gene Ontology annotation, molecular function: microtubule binding.